Lachancea meyersii CBS 8951 is the source of this 2238-nucleotide messenger RNA. NCBI's taxonomy places the organism in Eukaryota, Fungi, Ascomycota, Saccharomycetes, Saccharomycetales, Saccharomycetaceae. The record is from the annotation of a GenBank genome assembly.
AUGGUGUUUAUCAAAAAAAAUCCUCACAAUGAGAAGAAAGCUGGCAUAAAGAGCAUACCCAGCACGCCGGAUCAUGAGUGGACGGACGAUGGUAUGGUAGAACUUUUGAUUGACGUUGAGUCUCCUCCGUGCGUUCUAUAUGGGGCCCUCACAGAGUCCACAGGAGCUCUUUUAAGUGGUCUUCUCAAGCUCCGAGUGAGACACCCACAAGAUGUGAUAUCUUUCAGCGAACCUGUUUCGCCAGUAAGUUCUCAUGGGCGCAUGAAAAAGAGCAGCUCGAGUUUAAAUGCUUUGUCCCAGACUUUUUCCAACUUAUCGAUGAAAAAUUCGUCAAUGAGCCUCGUGGAUUUGCCUCGAGCAACCAAAAACCCUUCUCUCCAGUAUUCAAAAGUCCGAGUGCAAUCUGUCUGUCUUUCACUUGUCCAGAAAGUUCGUUAUACCAAGCCAUUCGUCGCGGAUUCCUCAGCCAUCCAUUCGUGCAAAGAUUGUUGCAGCAAGGUUACCGAGCUUGCAAGAUGGGACGUCGUGGUUAAAGAAACAGACAUACCGCUUGGCGAUCACGUCUAUCCCUUUUCCCACUUGAUUCCCGGGUCAGUUCCUGCUACGGUAGCCAUAGGAAUGGAGUCGAAAACGGAGGUGAACUAUGAGCUGGUGGCUGUAGCAUCGUAUAAGCCGAUUCCCACAGAGCAGAAUAAAGGUGGACGCACACGAAAGGUACUUUUAACGUUACCGGUGCCUGUUACUCGAAGCAUUUUACGUGGGCCGGACAGAAAUUCGCUAAGAAUCUUUCCACCCACAGAUUUGGUUGCCACUGCUGUGCUACCAAAUAUCAUUUACCCCAAGUCCACUUUUCCUCUGGAACUCAAAAUUGAUGGUAUUUCCUCCGAGGACCGACGCUGGAGAAUGCGAAGGCUAAACUGGAAGAUUGAAGAGAAAGCGCGUGUACGGCUCCAGGCCUGCGAUGUCCACAAGUCUAAACUAAAUCAGCUUGAGAAAGAAGUAGCAGAAUCAGAAGCUCGCAAAAAAACCAGUAAAGCUAAGCCAGUCAAAAGAAGCCACGACGCCGCCCCACAGAUCACCACUUCGGUAUGCACUCUUGAGGAAGCCCUCUCGAAUACCAAUGCUCCUGAAGACCCGAAUGCUGUGGCUGAACCAAGUGCUCCAGAGGAAGAAAGCGCUCCGGAAGAAAAUAACCUGAUCCAUCCUAGUGAUCAUGCGCUGCGUCAAGAACGGGUGGCAGAGCAGCAGCGUUUAAGGGAUGAAAUGCUGCGACAAGAACUACCUCACGGGACGGCCCUCUUCACGGAAGCAAUAAGAACCAUUGCUCAUGGCGAGGUAAAGAACGGAUGGAAAAGCGAUUUCAGUGGCAAGGGUAAAGUCGAAAUGGUCACAGAAAUCAAUUGUAUGGGUCUGAAUUCUGGUGUCUCUAAUCCCAUCAACCGAGUGUCAAGUAUGCAUCCAGUGCCUGACAUGGGCACGCAACCCAUAACUGUUGCUUGUGACGUUGAAGAUCCACACUUGGGCAUAUACGUGCAGCACUUACUGGUACUAGAGGUCAUUGUUGCUGAGGAAAUGCUUCAAUAUGCCAAUGGCCAGCCUCUUCAUCCGGGACAUACCCCCAAGUCCAGCGGUAUAACGCCUGCGAGCUCCGAUCAAAGAUUGGCUGAAGUCUCUCCAAUGUUAGCUGCCCGAAACCCCGCUUCGGCACAGGUAGCUGCUGAUCAUGUAAGCGCUACAGUCCCAAACUCUGAUGCAGCCCAGAAUGUUUCCAAACCUGCCGCAAAUCAUCGCGUUGUCGGUGUCCCAACAGGCGCUGCUCGUGUAUUGAGAAUGCAAUUUCGGCAAGUAAUCACUGAGAGGUCAGGGCUUGGAAUAGCGUGGGAUGAUGAAGUCCCCCCUACGUACCAAGAUGUGAGGUUGUUAUCUCCUCCAAGUUACGCAAGAGCAACUAUUCAUUCAGCAACACCGUCAAGAAAAGACGCGAUAGACCACGACGUACUUUCAAGGCAACACCAUGUUUCAAGAAAUGAAGCACAUAUGCCGCUACCGCCUCCGCUGGCCCACUCGCACGAGGGAAGUAGCUUGCAAUUGGCGCCUGUACAAUCGCCUCAGUUAGAGAAUAUUAUAAGCAUUCAGGGAAAUGCUGGCCCAGCUCAUGUUCUGACGCCUGUGAACACACAAGAAGUUCAUUUGCAUAGCUUAUCAGAGCUUUUGGACACUGAUAGAAUAACCCAAUAA